Molecule: messenger RNA, 846 nt
Organism: Cercopithifilaria johnstoni
Lineage: Eukaryota; Metazoa; Nematoda; Chromadorea; Rhabditida; Onchocercidae
Source: the annotation of a GenBank genome assembly
AUGUCGUCAUCAAUAACAGGGAGUGAGAAGCAUAGCGGUGGACUGGGAAGUAAUGCAGUCCUUCCGGAAUUUGAUACCGAAUAUGCCUGCUCCGAUCAUGCUAUGGUACGCCAUGUGGUGCAAACCGCAGUGCGCAACUAUUUCUCGGCGUCAUGCACCAAUCCAGCUCAUAUGACCAUCUGUAUCGAUUUCACCGAAGGUGCACCUAUACCUAAUAAUUCUGCACCCAUCGUUCGGUAUCAAGCUCCACUGGUGCAAAUCAAUGUGGAGCGAAAAUUUACUGAUACUUCGACCGCUGUUACGAAGGAUAGCGAAUUACCGGCCGCAUCAACAACAGAAAAAGUCGAUCGAGGAAAGGAAAGUUCACUAUUGAAUGCUGCCAAAAAAUUGUCUGUAUUCACUAUCAAAGAGGAAGCUGAGGAUCUAAAACCGGUGAAAGCAGUAGCUGAGAUAUUAAAGUCGAAAAUGCCACUGCAAGAAGUAUAUAAUCUGAAAUCUGUUGAAAAGAAAGUUGCUGGAAGGAAAAUAUUCGAAUAUUUACCUGUUACAUGUAAGAAGUUUAUGAGUCAACAAAUGUUUAUGGAAUGGAGAAAGAAAUAUGAAGAAGACAAGCGCGCACUUUACACCGAUCAACAAGUAACGACGAAGGAUAGUUUGAGUAGUCCUGUGACAGCUCGUUCAAAUACAAGCAUAUCAUUUCACGAGACAGGAAUGAUAACAACAGAUGAAAAGACGAGUGGAUGGGAAAAAGUUGUUGGUAUUCUUGGCUUUGAGUCAAUUGAUAAUAGAACAAAUAUGAGUAGUAAAGCUAUUCAAAUACGUGGAAAUUUACCUGACACAUUAUAG